AUGGCCGCAUCCUCCACCUCUGUCUGCUCCAGCAACCUGAGCUACGGCAGCCGGGUCUGCCUGCCCGGUUCCUGUGAUUCUUGCUCUGACUCCUCCUGGCAGGUGGACGACUGCCCAGAGAGCUGCUGCGAGCCCCCCUGCUGUGCCCCCAGCGGCUGCACCUCAGCCCCCUGCCUGACCUUCAUCUACACCCCAGUGAGCUGUGUGCCCAGCUCCUGCCAGUCAGUCUGCACCAGCUCCUGCACGCCCUCAUGCUGCCAGCAGUCUAGCUGUGAGCCAGCUUGCUGUACCUCCUCCCCCUGCCAGCAGGACUGCUGCGUGCCUGUGUGCUGUAAAACCGUCUGCUGCGUGCCCAUCUGCUACAAGCCUGUCUGCUGCGUGCCCAUCUGCUCUGCAACUUCCUCUUCGUGCUGCCAGCAGUCUAGCUGUGAUCCCUCCUGCUGCACCUCCUCUCCGUGCCAGCAGGCCUCCUCCGUGACUGUCUGCUAUAAGCCUGUCUGCUGUGUGCCUGUCUGCUCAGAUACUCCUACCUCAUGCUGCCAGCAGUCCAGCUGCAAGCCCUCCUGCUGCACCUCCUCCCCCUGCCAGCAGGACUGCUCCGUGCCCAUCUGCUGCAAGCCCGUGUGCCGCGCUCCAGUCUGCUCUGUGCCCGUCUGCUCUGAGGCUUCCUCUUCGUGCUGCCAGCAGUCUAGCUCUGAGUCCUCCUGCUGCACCUCCUCCCCCUGCCAGCAGGACUGCUCCGUGCCUAUCUGCUGCAAGCCCAUCUGCUCUGAGGCUUCCUCUUCGUGCGGCCAGCAGUCUAGCUGCGAGUCCUCCUGCUGCACCUCUUCCUCCUGCCAGCAGGCCUGCUCUGUGCCUGUCUGCUGCAAGCCCGUCUGCUGCGUGCCUGUCUGCUCUGGGGCUGCCCCAUGCCCAGCCCCCUCGUGCUGCCAGUCCAACCCCCGCCCCUCCUCCUGUGUGUCCCUCCUCUGCCGCCCCGUGUGCAGGACUGCCUGCUGCGUGCCCUUCCCCUCCCGCUGUGCCCUCGCCUCGUCCUGCCGGCCCAGCUGCUGCCGCCCGGCCUCCUGCGUGUCCCUGCUCUACCGCCCCACGUGCUCCCGCCCAGCCUGCUGCAGCCUCUCCCUAGGCCAGAAGUCUUGCUGCUGA
Messenger RNA from Cynocephalus volans (Philippine flying lemur), 1146 nucleotides. Its product is annotated as keratin-associated protein 10-12-like. The transcript has a single exon. Gene Ontology annotation, cellular component: keratin filament. NCBI's taxonomy places the organism in Eukaryota, Metazoa, Chordata, Mammalia, Dermoptera, Cynocephalidae. The coding region runs from base 1 to 1146 and encodes 381 amino acids. The record is from RefSeq and is a predicted model, not a curated record.